Messenger RNA from Cooperia oncophora, 384 nucleotides. Lineage: Eukaryota; Metazoa; Nematoda; Chromadorea; Rhabditida; Trichostrongylidae. The record is from the annotation of a GenBank genome assembly.
GGCGUGACAUGCUCCAGCAUCACUCAGGCUCAGUGCAAGGAUCCCAAAUGGCGUGAGAUCAUCGCACGUGACUGCCCCAAUGUGUGUGGAUUCUGUCUGGAAGGAGGAUGUGUAGAUGCAGCCAUCGAGUGCGCUAACGAUAAGAGCAUCUGCAGAAACAUUGACAUGCAGGCAUUCACAAUGGCUAACUGCAAGAAGACAUGCGGCUAUUGUGAAAAUUCAUCUACUACGUCCCCAGGAGGUUACACUAACUCGCCAGGCACAUGCGUCGACAACAGCUCACGAUGCGCCUCAUGGAAGUCGAAUGGAUUCUGUGAGAACGCCUUCUACACGACCGCUCAGAAAAUGCAGAAUUGUGCCAAGACCUGCGGAUUCUGCAAAUAG